Messenger RNA from Didymodactylos carnosus, 432 nucleotides. Lineage: Eukaryota; Metazoa; Rotifera; Eurotatoria; Philodinida; Philodinidae. The record is from the annotation of a GenBank genome assembly.
AUGAAAAUAAGUGAAACUAUUUUAUUGUUGAUUAUUGCAUUAAUUAGCGCUAUUGCUGCUUUAUUAUGUGUUAUUGGUUUAGCAACACCAAAUUGGGCUUGGUCUAGUUUAACAUGGUAUGGUUUAUGGUGUACUGGAUGUAGUCAUACAUCUGGUGCUUUAGCUAUUAUUGCAUUUCUUUUACUGCUCAUUAGUGUUGUUCUUCUAAUAUUAUUAGCUAUAAAAAUAUUACCAAAUGGAAUAAAUUUUUUACCAUUUAUUAUAUUAUUUAUUGCAUCAAUAUUUAGUUUAGCUUCUUUUGCAAGUUACUACGUAAAUAGUAGUUAUUAUAGUUAUAAUUUAGUAGUUGCUGCACAUUUUUUUACCUAUACUUCUGCUGUACUAUUAGCAUUUUGGUUAGGUGGUAAAUUAAGCAUUGUUAAUUCUAAUUAA